This is a messenger RNA of Puntigrus tetrazona (Sumatra barb), 3410 nucleotides long. RefSeq names its product complement factor H like 4 (gene cfhl4). The coding region runs from base 61 to 2517 and encodes 818 amino acids. Lineage: Eukaryota; Metazoa; Chordata; Actinopteri; Cypriniformes; Cyprinidae. The transcript has 15 exons. The record is from RefSeq and is a predicted model, not a curated record.
CUAAGUUAAAUACUUUCUUUGGCGAGUUUCUUCAUAUCACAGUGUGAGCAAACUAGCAGAAUGGGGAAAAUGAAAUCAAGUCUUGCUUUAUGUCUUUGGAUAUGCUUCACCGUUUAUGUUUCUACAUCAAAUGGAUGCUCUGAGAUCCCGGUGGUAGAGAAUGCAGAAGUUGCUGAAAGCGCCAGAAAAACCCAGUACUCUCAGGGUGAUACACUUGAAUACAAUUGCAGACCUGGCUAUGCCUCUCUGAUAAAAAUCAUCUACAAGUGCAACAAUGAUACAUGGGGAAAAUGGCGUGGUGAAAAAUGUUCACUCAAACGCUGCGAAUCACCUCAAGAUCUUCCAAAUGGUCGUUACAUUGUUAAAAGUGGCAGGGGUUUUGUUUUUGGAACGGUCAUCCAGUAUAUCUGCAAUGAAGGCUACCAGAUGAUGAGUCGAUUUGACACCAGAACAUGUCGGGAUGGUGGAUGGGACAAUCAAUUACCUGCAUGUGAUGAGAUAAGUUGUGAACGAAAAGAGGCAGAGGGAAACCUUAGAGUGGAGGGACUCCCAGACAACCCUGAGGACUUGAUCCGAUACGGACACAGGUUGACAUUUUCAUGUGAGGGUUUAGGACUGAGUUUACAUGGAAAGAAAGUGAUCACCUGUCAGUUAAAUGGAGAAUGGAGCGACCCAUUUCCUAAAUGUGUCGCUAAAGAUGUUAUUUGUAAGGAGGAACCACUCAUCAAUGUUGCCAUUUUAAUUGGACAUCCAGUUAUUGCUCCACCUUAUAACCCUGGACACGUGUUAGUUUUUGAUUGCACUGAUGAGAAAAUGGAGAUGCAAGGACAUCGAGCAAUUGAGUGUUUGUCCAGUGGAAAAUGGGAUCACCCGUAUCCAAAAUGUAAAGAAACUCCCUGUAAGGAUGAAAAAACGAUCGAUGUUGAAAUUUUAACUCAACAUCCACGUACUGCUUCACAAUAUAAACCUGGACAUGUUUUAGUUUUCCAAUGCACUGAUGAGAACAAGAAGAUUCAAGGACAACGAGCAAUUAAAUGCCUGUCAAAUGGAGAAUGGGAUCACCCAUACCCACAAUGUGAAGAGAUUAGAUGUGAAAUUCCACAUAACCAGAAUGUGUUCAAACCAUCUGAUAACUUCUUCGGAGAUAUGAAACUGGGAUCGAAACAAAUUUACUCUUGCGAGGCUGGGUAUGAGAAAAUGGCAGAAGAGGCCACAUGUACACGAGACGGAUGGACACCAAAACCACUGUGUGCAAAGAAUACAUGUGAAAUUCCACGUGGCCAGCAUGUGAAUAGACCAUACGAAUACUUCAGUGAAGAAUUAAAACGAGGAUCAAAACACAUUUACUCUUGUGAGUCUGGGUAUGAGAAAAUGGCAGAAGAGGCUACAUGUACACGAGACGGAUGGACACCAAACCCACUGUGUGCUAAGAGUACAUGUGAAGUUCCACUCGACCAGCAUGUGUUUAAAGCACAAGAAAACUUCAGAGGAGAAAUAACAAUGGGAUCAAAACACAUUUACUCUUGUGAGUUUGGGUAUGAAAAAAUGGCAGAAGAGGCCACAUGUACACGAGACGGAUGGACACCAAACCCACUGUGUGCUAAGAGUAAAUGUGAAGUUCCACUCGGCCAGCAUGUGUUUAGACCAUCUGAUUACUUCAGAGGAGAAAUGAAAUUUGAAGCAAGAAGAUCUUACCAUUGUGAGUCUGGGUAUGAGAAAAUGGCAGAAGAGGCUACAUGUACACGAGACGGAUGGACACCAAACCCACUGUGUGCUAAUAUUAGAUGUAAAGUUCCACUUGACCAGCAUGUGUUAAGUCCAUCUGAUUACUUCAGAGAAGAAAUGAAAAUAGCAGGAAGAAAAACUUAUUAUUGUGAGGCUGGGUUUGUGAAAAUGGCACAACAGGCCGUAUGUACACGAGACGGAUGGACACCAAACCCACUGUGUGCUGAUAUUAGAUGUAAAGAACCACUUGACCAGCAUGUGUUAAGUCCAUCUGAUUACUUCAGAGAAGAAAUGAAAACAGGAGGAAGAAAAACUUACCUUUGUGAGGCUGGGUUUGUGAAAAUGGCAGAACAGGCCGUAUGUACACGAGACGGAUGGACACCAAACCCACUGUGCGCUGUGAUGACAGGCUCAAGGAGAUGUGGGUCACCUCCAAAAGUGAACAAUGCAGAUACAGUACAAAUGACAAAAAAUGAAUACAGUACAGGAGAGAGAGUUGAAUACAGCUGCUUUAAUAAAUACACACUGGAUCAGCAACACCCUUACACCAGAUCCCUGACCUGUCAGCAAGGCCAAUGGACUGGGAUUAUUAAGUGUUUAAAGCCCUGUACAGUGACAAAGGAGAUAAUGGAUGAAAGAGGGAUAGAUUUGGCCUAUAGUAAUCAACAAAAGGUUUUUGCAGAACAUAAUGAUCACAUCACCUUUGAUUGUCUGCCGGGAAAAUCUUCACUAGGUAUUAAGUUCAGACAAAAGUGUAAUGAUGGAGAAAUUAUUUUACCUCUGUGUGUGUGACAGUGGAAAUAUUAAGCAAUAUUAUCAAGCAAUAACAAAAGGAGCAGAUAAAAUAUAAUGUAAAAAAGAAAAAAGAAAAAAAAAAUUUAUAUAUAACUGAUAUUUUCUGCAUAUUAUAUUUAUAUAUAUAUUGCAAGUCAGUGAAGGUGAAAAUAGGUUUAUAGGUUCUCAAACUCUUAACAGUCUUAAAAAACACAAUUAUAGACACAUAAAUGUGCACUAAAGACACCAGUGCAUUGUUUAAUAAAAUGUGCAUUCAACUUUUUAUUUAAUUAAAUAUAUUUAUUUAGUUGCUAUGGCGCACUAAAGACAAUAAUGUCAAUGUUCUGUUAAAAAAUAAAAUGUAAAGAGACCCAUGCUAAUUAUAAGAAUAUCAUUAGAUCUCAUGACUAAUAUUAUAAGAAAUUUACCAAAACCUGACCCAUUUUAGGUGACUUCACCCUAUGAUGAACAGGAUUUAUAUGAGACAAAGCAAUAAAACAUAUAUAAUGGACCUUUUAAUAUUUACAUGAAAUAAGCUGUAUUGGUAUGUUUUCUGUGCUAAUUUUAUUAUCUUUUGCAUCUAUCAUCUUUUAAAAGAACAAACUGGAAUGCCAUGCCAUAUGAAAUGUUCUGUAAUUUCAGAGCUGACAUGUAACAUAUAUAAAGGUGUAUCAAUGCACAUUUUCUGCAGCGCCAUUUUCAUAUUUACACUAUUCAAUUAUUUAAUUUUGUUUAAAAGGUGGCAGCGUAAAAAAAAGUACAGAUCUAAACUGUGUCUAGCUAUGUGGGGAUAUUUGAGGGUAGCUUGCAUGGUGUGAUGUUUUAUGAACACAUGUUUGCAAGUGCUGUGUUUUACUUGGGUUAUUUUGUAUCUUUUACAACAUGACCAAAGUGAGUCUUUUACCACAGUA